Messenger RNA from Coffea arabica (coffee), 3528 nucleotides. The record is from RefSeq and is a predicted model, not a curated record. NCBI's taxonomy places the organism in Eukaryota, Viridiplantae, Streptophyta, Magnoliopsida, Gentianales, Rubiaceae.
CAAGCCAUAUAUUUCGCCAAUAUUAGUGUCAGUUUUCCACUCUGCUCCAAAAAGAGAAAGCAGAGGUAAAUGACGGAAAAUUGACUUGGUCAGAGAGGUACUAUUUUGUUCUUUUUCCUGGUCAUGGCCUACCAAGACUUUUCUGUAGUAUGCAAAACCGCGGACCUGUAAAAGUGUCUUGGUCAUGACUUGUGUAGUUAAUUUAUUAAGGAACACUUGCAUAAUAAGGAAGAGAAGUUAAUGUAUUUAGUCGCAGAGUAGUCUGUAGUUGAAGUCAAAUCCGCGUAUCAAAACAAUUCCGCCUUCCAUUCCACCAUGUGAAUCGAACUGCUUCGUUUUUGACUGAAAUAAUUGCUCUUGCACAAGUCAAUGAAGAAUUAAGGAUAAAACUGGAAGAGAAAAUGAACCACGAGAAUCCAACCUCUCUUCUGAGAUCAGUUAAAAGUAAAACAACAGCUUGUUGAAAGUAAAGCUCGCUUCCGGCUUAACCAAGAUGGCUGACCCUGCUCUCUCUUUUGUAAUUCAGAGAACUGGCGAUCUGCUGGUUCAAAAAAUUGUUUUCCUGAAAGGCGUUCGACGACAAGUUGAGAGGCUUCAAAAUGAUCUGGUCCGGAUGCGGUGUUUCCUGAAAGAUGCUGAUCAGAAGCAAAUUGAAGAAGAGAGGAUCCGCAACUGGGUUUCUGAAAUCAGAGCUGCUGCCUACGAUGCGGAGGAUGUCAUCGAGAUCUUUGCCAGCAAAGUUGAGUUCUUCACAAAGGACAAGGGACUCGUCACCAAAUUGACGUAUUAUCCCUUGAAAAUUGUGAACCUCUACAAGAUAGGCAAAGAGAUUGAAUCCUUACGGAUGAGGCUCAAGGAGAUUGCUGACAGCCGUGAAAAAUACGGUAUCAAAAAUCUUGGAGUGGGGACGAGUACACAUGGAGAAGAGCUUCAACGGCUCCGGCGGUCCUCUCCUUUCAGCGACGAAAAGGAUGUAGUGGGCUUCGGGGAGAUAACAAAAUCGCUGGUGGCAGAACUUUUGAAAGAGGACAGAAACCGCCGCGUCGUUUCAAUCAUUGGCAUGGGAGGUGCUGGUAAGACAACUCUAGCCACAAAAGUUUAUAACCAUGCUGAUGUUAGGGAGAGAUUCAACUGCCGUGCUUGGGUAUGUGUCUCUUCAAGCUACGAUUACAAAAAGAUGCUGAGGGCAAUCAUAAAGCAACUGAAUCCAAUAACUAAUGAGCUACUUGACAUGUUGGAAAAGAUGGAAGAGGAAGACUUGGAACGAAGGCUCUAUCAAGAUCUACAAGACAAAUGUUAUCUUGUGGUGCUUGAUGAUGUAUGGGAGGUAGCAGCGUGGGAUUGUCUUGCCAGGAGGGCCUUUCCUGAUGUUGGCACAUCAAGUAGAGUGCUACUUACAAGUCGCAAUCGGGAUGUUGCCCAACACGCUGAUGCUUAUAGACACCCGUAUGAGUUGAAAACUUUGGGGCAGGAAGACAGCUGGCAGUUGUUUCUCAAAAAGGCCUUAGGCCACGGAGCUAAUGCUGGGUGUCCUUCGGAUUUGGAAGAAGUAGGCAGAGAGAUUGCAAGGAGAUGUGGCGGUCUACCACUGGCCAUAACGGUUAUAGGUGGCCUGCUACUAGGCAAGAAUAAGUAGAAUACUGAAUGGGAGAACGUUGUCAACAACUUUGGCGCAUACCUAUCAAGGAGCCAGAGCGAAGCAGGGAAAAUUAGUGAAGCAGGGGCAAUUCUGGAAUUAAGUUAUGCAGACCUCCCUGCCAAUCUGAAAUUUUGCUUUUUGUAUUUGGGUUUGUUUCCCGAAGACUCCGUGAUUUCUGUGCACAAGUUGAUCCAUAUGUGGGUUGCUGAGGGAAUAAUGCAGAAAAGAGAUGCAAAAAAUUUGGAGGAAACUGCAGCAUAUGAAGAUAUGGAGCGACUUUGUAGCAGAAAUAUGGUCCAGGUGGCGGAAAUGACGGUUGAUAAGAGGAUUAAAAGCUGCAGAGUCCAUGAUUUACUGCGAGAGCUUGCAAUCAGAAAGGCAGAGGAUGAAAUUUUUUUUCAAAUCCAUGGCACCAGAGAUGAUAAAAUAUCAGCCAAAUCCAGGUACCUUGCUGUUCAUAGUCUCCCUCUGGAUGAAAAUUAUUUUGGGUCUUCGACCCCUCCUCUCCGGUCUCUACUUUUUUUCAAUGUCCACUGGGAAAACAUUAGUCUUAUCUUCAAAAGUUUCAGAAAGCUUAGGAUGCUAGACCUAGAGAAUGUUGGGAUGGAUUAUUUGCCAAAAGAAAUUGGUGAAGUCAGGCUUCUAAGGUACCUCGGUUUAAGACACACAACCAGUCCCAGGCUCCCUCAUUCCGUCGGUUGCUUGCGAUACCUACAAACUCUUGACAUAUGGACAAGGAAAGUCCCAAAUUGGAGAGUGAAAGUUUCAAAUUUCAUUUGGAAGCUUGAAAGUUUACGGCAUCUAUAUGCGCGUUAUAUGGAAUGUGAUGUGCCUCUUAAGAUUGAAGGAUUGAGGAAUCUCCAGACUUUGUCACGCAUACGCUUUGAUGAUAUCAUGCAUAAUGACAUGAUAACUCUGACAAGUCUUCAGAAACUGGGGAUUUGGGUGGAUGACAGGUCAGACAUAGACAAACUCUGUCUGCAUUUAUCUGAGGUUGGAAGCCUAAAGACGUUACGUCUUUGUCGGUAUUCGGGAAAUCCAGGAUCUCAAGGUGGAUUUUCUAAGCUCCGUCAUGUAACAGAGCUUAAGCUAUCCAAUUGGACAAUGCUGCCUCCUGAUUUCCCUCCAAAUCUCUCUCGCUUGUCUUUGAAAUACGUAUUUCUCGAGGAUGACCCAAUGCCAGUACUGGAGAAGUUGGGACAGCUGUCGUUCCUCAAAAUGAAAUUUGCACACGUGGGGCCACAGCGUAUGGUCAUUUCUAGGCAUGGGUUUCACCAAUUGAAAUUCCUUGAGCUCAACCACCUGUAUGGUUUGGAAGAAAUAAAGGUGGAGGAAGGUGCACUGCCACAGCUCCGGUGCCUGAGAAUCUGGGAGUGCUCCGAUUUAGCAAAAUUGCCGGAAGAGCUGAAGCACAUAUCUAGUCUUGAUGCGCUCGAGCUUGUGGACAUGCCAGAAGAUUUCAUCAGUGGGCUUGAUGCGGACCUGGUAUCCCGUGUCCCUAACCUCGGAAUAUUUUGACUCGCAGAAGGAAAGAAGAUCAAACGGAGAAUGCAUUCGCGCAUAGAAUGGAAGUUGAGAGAUUCAUUCCCCUCGUCCAUGCUGACAAAAUUUGCCGGACUGCAUUUGUUCGAAUGAAAUUGUCUCGUAGAAAUAAAUAAAUAAAAGGGCUAUAACCUGUUGCUAUCAUAUACAAAACAGGAGAGAGUAAUCUACCUCGACCCUACAUUGAGGUUUGGUCUUAUACUAUUGAGUGAUAAAAGACGCACAAAAUUAUGUGUCUUAAGAAAAUAUUAUACGAAAUCUGUAUUGAUCUGUACAAGUAUAUAUGGGGCCAUUGUUAUGAACUCUGACUUAUAAUUAUAUGGCUUCAUUUGUUUGCCUUUCAUUUC